AUGCGUCCUAGCCAUCGCCUCUGGCACUAUUUUCGCCAGAGCAAGUCCUCUGUCAAGACCCGCCAAACUCAACUGGUCAUCGACCAAGGCUCUGUGAACCAAAGAAUUGCCUUUGGUGACUCCUACACUUAUGUCCAGGGAACCUUCGGACACCAAAAUUUCAGUUUCAUUGGCGACCAAUUCAACCUCGCAUAUGAUGCCGAAACCCUGCUUUCCAACAAGAUAGUCCAAAAUCAAACCGCAACUGCAGAAGGCGGUCCGAACUGGGUCGAAUAUCUCACAAAUUGCGGCAUCCACCAAGGCCUCACCUCACCACAAGACUGCAAAAAGCAACUCUGGGAUUUCGCCUUUGCAGGCGCCGAUAUAUCAACCGACACACCACCCCACCACAACUUCACAGUCUCCCUCUUAGACCAGAUAAACCAAUUCAAGAAAUACGGCCACCCAGCCCUCCUACACAGUCUACCAAGCUUCACCCAAGACAAAACCCUAGUCGCCAUCUGGAUCGGCAUAAACGAUAUAAACGACAGCGCCAAGUACGCCGUGAACUUCCCGACCUUCUACAAAAGCCUCAUAGACACACUCUUCACAUCAGUGGAGACCCUCUACAGCCUGGGCUACAGAAGCUAUCUGUUCAUGAACCUGCCGCCGCUAGACCGCACGCCAGGGAACCAAGCAAAGAAGCACCCCAGUCCGAAUUCCACGCAGGUCGGGUGGUACAAUGCCGCGCUGGCAGAUCAUGCGGCUGGAUUUGCGGCAAAGCAUAGAGAGACGCGGGUUAUGGUCUUUGAUGCGCAUGCGAGGCUGGAGGCUAUGCUUGAUGAGCCGUACAAGUAUGGCAUUGUGAAUACGACGGACUUUUGUGCUGGGUAUGAUCAGCCGGAUAUUGCGGUUGCGUAUGAGAAGUAUGGGUGUCCGACGUCGUUGGAGCGGUAUUUCUGGUUUAAUUCGGGUCAUAUGACUAGCCAUGUCCAUGAGGUUUUGGCAGGGGAGGUGGAAAGGUGGUUGCAAGGAUAA
Messenger RNA from Penicillium psychrosexuale, 1017 nucleotides. RefSeq names its product SGNH/GDSL hydrolase family protein. The transcript has 4 exons. Gene Ontology annotation, molecular function: hydrolase activity, acting on ester bonds. The coding region runs from base 1 to 1017 and encodes 338 amino acids. The record is from RefSeq and is a predicted model, not a curated record. Lineage: Eukaryota; Fungi; Ascomycota; Eurotiomycetes; Eurotiales; Aspergillaceae.